AUGCAUACGAUACACCGCGUCACGAGUCGCCCUGCAGCAGCAGCAGCAGCAGCAGAUGCAGAUGCAGCAGAUGCAGCAGAUGCAGCAGCAGCAGAAGCAGUAGAUGCGGAUACAGCAGCAGCAGAUGCAGCAGAUGCGGAUACAGCAGCAGCAGAUGCAGAAGCAGCAGACGCAGCAGCAGCAGAUGCAGAAGCAGCAGAUGCAGAAGCAGCAGAUGCAGAAGCAGCAGAUGCAGCAGCAGCAGAUGCAGCAGCAGCAGAUGCAGCAGACGCAGCAGCAGCAGAUGGGGCAGAUGCAGAUGCAGCAGCAGCAGGCGUUAACAAGUGUUUGAAAGGAGGUAAUGAGGAGACAGCAGCUCGCAGUAGGUCUCAGGUAUACACGGAGCAGCAACAAGCACAGCGACAAAUAAAGCGAAGAGACACAGGAGGAGACAAAGAGAGACAGAUGGAGACAAGCAGACAAAGCAUACAGCGAGGAGACACUUAUAUAUACCCUUCUUAG
This is a messenger RNA of Eimeria acervulina, 501 nucleotides long. RefSeq lists its product as hypothetical. The transcript has a single exon. The record is from RefSeq and is a predicted model, not a curated record. The coding region runs from base 1 to 501 and encodes 166 amino acids. NCBI's taxonomy places the organism in Eukaryota, Apicomplexa, Conoidasida, Eucoccidiorida, Eimeriidae.